AUGACCUUCGUUGUUGCUUACUUUCCUUUUUGUUGUUGCCCCCAUUUCUGCAAUGAAAAGACGUUUCCCAUACCAAAUUCUGCAUUUCUAUCGUUUUGCAAGCUGUGCGUGUUCCUUUCCUCUGUCCAUUCCCGCCUUCGGUCGUCCCUUUCAAAUCUCGCUUUGUGUCUGUUUCAGCUCUUUGUUUCCUCACUCAACACCGUAUCAGUGUGGCUGACAAGUGUUGCACUGCUCAGAUUCCUUUUGUUUAAAACCUCUCAGGAAGCGAUGAUUGUCGUCCUGCGCUCUAGCAACUAUAAAGAUCACAGCUUUAGAGAUUUAAUGAAAGACAUUGAGAUGACUCCCAUCCUUGAGUUACGGCCGUAUAUAAAGGCUGAGAAAAUCAAAGCUCGCGUUUGUAGAAUAUGGCAAUCAACAAUUCUCGGAACUACUAAAAAAUACACAUCUCUACACUGCAUUUUGCUUGAUGGGACGGUGAACUUCACACUUUGUGAUGAACAAUACUGGUUGCUCACUUUUCCUUUUUGAUUCGGACAUCCCAGAAGUUAAUGCAUACAAGUCGGUGUAAGUAUUUCUAUAGCUGUUAACACAAUUAAACUCUUUUCACUGUUGUAAAAGCUAAAGAAAUAUUAGUUUCAUAAAAUUAUUCAAACAGUUUCACAUUUUCAAUCAUAUAGGUUUGCAAAUUGUAAUGAGCCUAUGAAAAUAUUGGCCCCUCCUCCAGACAAGUAAAUGAGCCUGAAAUUUUACACACAGCCAAGAUGUUCACAAUUGAUGAAGUCGCUUUUCUAGAUCCUGAUUUACACAAGGUAUAAAAUCUAAUUACAUGUUUUUAACUCAUCUUAAAAACAUAUGAUUGCAUUUUUACAUUUUUAAUAAACAUUGUAUACAUAAUUAGUAUUCCUUGUACAAAACUAUUACAAGCUGUUUUGCAAAAUGAUACGUUUUUUUUGUAAAGCGUGUGUCAAGUGUUUGGACACGUUAUCAAUGGUGGUAUAGUGUGUAUGCCAACUGUGUAAAACAAAUGCAUAAAGACUUUGACAACUGAACAGCUGAUCUGCCAAAACAUCCAAACCAAAUUCCAACUCCUUGGUAAUGUUUAACAUGCAUUCCUCAAACUUUGUCAUAAAUUGCUUUAAAUAUUUGUUAUCCUUAUCUUUUAUUCAUUCUUUAUAUAAUCUAACAUUUACCAAAUCUUUUUUUUCACAUUUUUGACAUUUUUUCUCAUAUUUGUAUGCACAUGGUUUGAAUACAUUUAUGAAGAAUGAAAUCAGGUCAGAUAUCCUCACCCUCAUUGAUUAUUUUUCUCGCUGUUUUUCUGCAGCUGUUAUCCAAAACUUUGUUAGAUUGAUACUUAGCUUAAAUUUUGUGAUGUUAAACAAAAAAUUCUUACCUUUCCUGCUUUCACGUUAUUUAAAUAACUUUCAAAUACUAUGUGUUCAACAAUUAAAUCCUUGUUCAAAACAUACUUACUGCAGCACAGAUUUACCCUUUUUGUACAAAAUUGGUAUAGCUUAUGCACUUUUGAUCAUGUUAUCUUCAUUACUUAGUGACUACAAUCUGCUUCUUUUCGUUUACACUUGGUCAAAUUGUUCCAGUAUUGGUUAUGGUCUUCACAUAUACUCUGCUUUUCUCACACGUUAAUAUGGCUAUCAUAAAUCCAAACUAUUAAUAAACUUAAUAACCAAGAAUUUUGUUGUAGAUUUAAGUUAAAAAACAAACACUGAUCUUUCUGGCUUUAUCAAUGCUUUCUUCUGUUUUAUUUUUAUUUGUAUAAGUUGAAUUCAAGAUUAUUUUCCCUCAAGCAGUUUCCUUUUUUUUAAUCUAGGUAUAAAGUCAAUUUGGUUCUUGAGUAUCACACCAUUGAAAUCAAUGCUCUCAUAAUUGGAAAAUCUGGUGAAAAGCUUUUUGGUGUGCCAUGUAAAGACUUAGUACUGAAUCAAAGAUUAGUUUUACCAACAACAGUUACCAAACGAGUUAUUUAAAUAUAGUUUGUUUUCUUUUCUGCAACUAGGUUGUUUUGACAGUGUAGAACCAAAACUUCAUCUGGUGCCCUAAAAAAUAUACAGUAUGGUUCAUCAGCAUAUGUAAAGAACUCUUCCGGAUGUUUUAUGGCAUGCAAAUAACUUUUUUUACUCAAAACUUAUCAAUAUUUUUGCAUGUUCAUACACCAGCACUUCUUAAUAUUUUGUUUAUCAUUUCUGGUUCUGGUUAAAAACAACUACAACUACCAGACUGUUAGAUGAAUGUAAUAUUUUUUGCAUGUACAUAGACCAGCAUUUUGUAAUUUUUUGUAUCCAAGUGCUGGUUUCAGUAGAAUGAUAGCUAUAACUACUAAACUAUGACAAAUGGAUGUAAUAUUUACCAAUGAAGUUGUCCAUAUUUAACUGUUUAUCUCUAUAGUGUUUCUAAUAUUUUUGUUAUCAAUGGUAUUAAUAUUUUGUUA
Malus domestica (apple) is the source of this 2446-nucleotide messenger RNA. The record is from RefSeq and is a predicted model, not a curated record. NCBI's taxonomy places the organism in Eukaryota, Viridiplantae, Streptophyta, Magnoliopsida, Rosales, Rosaceae.